UGAUAACUACCUUCGGAUAAGAGAGAGAGGAAGAUAGAGAGAGAGAGAGAGAGAGAGAGAGAGAGAGAGAGACUGUGGUGUCGACGGAGCAUAAUCCUGCUACAAUGGCCUCUUCAACCUCUGCGUUCACAGCGAAGAUUCUUUGCUUUAAGAGACCACACUUCUCUCGCUUAGCGCCCAGGGCCUCUCUCCACCACCACCACCACCACUUCAAUCGCAGGCAUUUCUUAUCCCAAGCAGCCACCGUAUCACUUCCCUUGUUUGCUCCUCUUAUUCCCCAACCAGCCAAUGCUGAAGAGACCCUGUCCGAGUGGGAAAGAGUCUACCUCCCCAUCGAUCCUGGUGUCGUCCUCCUCGACAUCGCCUUCGUCCCCGAUGAAUUGAACCAUGGUUUCCUGCUGGGGACCAGGCAAACCAUUUUGGAGACUAAAGAUGGUGGAAACACUUGGGUUUCGCGUUCAAUAUCAUCAGCUGAAGAUGAGGAUUUCAACUAUAGAUUCAAUUCUAUUAGCUUCAAAGGAAAGGAAGGAUGGAUUGUUGGAAAACCAGCCAUUUUGCUGUACACCUCGGACGCUGGAGAAACCUGGCAGAGAAUACCUCUCAGUGCUCAGCUUCCCGGAGAUAUGGUAUAUAUAAAAGCAACUGGAGAAAAAAGUGCAGAGAUGGUGACUGACGAAGGAGCAAUAUAUAUCACAUCAAAUGGGGGUUAUAACUGGAGGGCUGCAGUUCAGGAAACGGUUUCGGCAACUCUUAAUAGAACAGUUUCUAGUGGUAUUAGCGGUGCAAGUUACUAUACAGGCACAUUUAAUACUGUGAAUCGCUCUCCAGAUGGAAACUAUGUUGCUGUAUCAAGCCGUGGUAACUUCUAUUUGACUUGGGAACCAGGACAGCCAUUCUGGCAGCCACAUAAUAGAGCAGUUGCAAGAAGGAUUCAGAACAUGGGAUGGAGAGCUGAUGGUGGUCUUUGGCUUCUUGUUCGUGGAGGGGGACUUUAUCUUAGUAAAGGCGCUGGAAUAUCAGAGGAUUUUGAAGAAAUUCCAGUGCAAAGUCGUGGUUUUGGCAUUCUUGACGUCGGGUACCGGUCAAAGGAAGAGGCUUGGGCAGCAGGGGGCAGUGGAGUUCUAUUAAGAACCACGAAUGGUGGUAAAUCAUGGACUCGUGACAAAGCUGCUGACAAUAUCGCUGCAAAUCUGUAUUCAGUCAAGUUUAUCGAUGAAAGAAGGGGAUUUGUGCUAGGAAAUGAUGGAGUUUUGCUUCGAUAUCUUGGAUAGAAGUGUAGCUUUCCAAGGUUACUAUUGGGUAGGAAUCUUUUUAUCAUCUUUAUAUAUUUGUCUUGUUGAGAAAUUCACAUACCAUUGAAGAAAUGGAUUUUCCUUGUAACUAUUUAUGGCUACACAAAAUUUAGGAAGUUGUAUUUGAAAUGGUUAAAGGAAAUUAAUGAGUUUCAGGCGUGCAUUUUAUGUUGAUAUUGUAA
Manihot esculenta (cassava) is the source of this 1474-nucleotide messenger RNA. RefSeq names its product photosystem II stability/assembly factor HCF136, chloroplastic. Bases 105 to 1271 code for a protein of 388 amino acids. NCBI's taxonomy places the organism in Eukaryota, Viridiplantae, Streptophyta, Magnoliopsida, Malpighiales, Euphorbiaceae. The record is from RefSeq and is a predicted model, not a curated record. The transcript is spliced from 8 exons. Gene Ontology annotation, molecular function: protein binding.